Gordionus sp. m RMFG-2023 is the source of this 434-nucleotide messenger RNA. RefSeq names its product probable small nuclear ribonucleoprotein G. Gene Ontology annotation, cellular component: U12-type spliceosomal complex; U2 snRNP; U4 snRNP. Gene Ontology annotation, biological process: spliceosomal snRNP assembly; mRNA splicing, via spliceosome. The record is from RefSeq and is a predicted model, not a curated record. NCBI's taxonomy places the organism in Eukaryota, Metazoa, Nematomorpha, Gordioida, Chordodea, Parachordodidae. The transcript is spliced from 4 exons. Gene Ontology annotation, molecular function: RNA binding. The coding region runs from base 69 to 299 and encodes 76 amino acids.
CCAUUGAAUAUUUUCCUUAAUCAACUUUCAUUCAUUUGAGCUAGUACCAUUUACAAAAAAAAUUCAAAAUGUCUAAAGCGCAUCCACCAGAGUUAAAAAGAUAUUUAGAAAAAAAAGUUUCACUAAAAUUAAAUGGUGGACGAUUGGUCACAGGGAUUCUAAGAGGUUUUGAUCCAUUUAUGAACCUUGUUGUUGAUGAAGGUGUUGAGCAUUGUAAAAACUCAGAGAAGCAUACUAUUGGCAUGGUGGUAAUUCGAGGAAAUAGUGUUACCUUACUUGAAUCAUUGGAGCCUUUAUAAAUAUCUCCUCUUAUAAUAUUUUUUCACAUAUCUUUUGUCUAUAUUAUGUAGUAACUCUUUGAUUCCAUAAAUUGAUAUACAAUUAAAUACUUUAAAUACAUUUUUUUAUAAAAUAAAAUUUAACAAUUUUUUUUU